GCGCGGCUUUCCAAGAUGUCUGCUUCCUGUGUGUUGAUGCUGACUGAUGCUUCGCCUUGAUGUUGACGGAGGUUGUUCCAAGUUCCAUACAGGGUGAUGUCUGGUGAGAUAUUUCAGCGUGAUCCUGUUCCAGAAAACCUGGAGGAUGUAGAUGUCAUUGGAAGAAAUCCACUUAUGUGUUAUUUGUGCAAUGGGAAGUAUGAGGACCCCUGCAUAUUAGGAUGUUACCAUAGUUUCUGCUCGACGUGCCUACAAGGAAGAGCCAAAGAUGGGAAAAUGUUGUGUCCCUUGUGCAAGGAAAGCACGACCCUCAAAGAAAGUGAUGGUUUACCUCCCAUGGAUAAACUUCUCCAGUUCCUAGUUAUGUCUUCCAGUGAGGAGAGGGAGCAGUGUGCCAACUGUGACAAUGGUGAGGGACAGAUGUAUUUCUGUAAUACUUGUGCACAGCCGUUGUGUGAAAAUUGUCGGGAAGAAACUCAUCGUGCCAAAAUGUUUACACGGCAUGAAAUUGUCCUCUUGUCUAAACGAACGAAAGAAAUCCACAGAGAAUGUUCUCUUCACCAUGAGCCUUUUAUCCUGUUUUCUACGGAAAAGAAAACAAUGCUAUGUAUCAAUUGCUUUAGAGAUAUGAAAAUAGAGAGUCGUUCAUACUGUGUUGACAUGGAAACAGCAUACCAUCAAAGCUGCAAGAAACUUGAUCAGAGAAUGCAGGCUAUCAGAGACCUCCAAAACUCUGUUCAAGACUCAAUUCUGUUACUCCGAGCCCUGCUGGAAGAAAUCACACAAAACUCUGAGCUGGAAAAGUCUGCCAUCAAAGAUCUCUACAACUCCAUGGUUAAAGAAAUAACAGAGAAACAGGAAACACUUUUAAUGGAGGUGGAUAGACAGUACCAGGACAAACAGAAGUUAUUCACGGAAGAGCUGGCCAGUCUAACGACACUUUUACCUACACUACAUACACAUCUGGUCACAUGUGCUGCUUUCUCGAGCUCAGCCAACAAAUUUGAGUUUUUGGACCUCGCCUAUAUACUGAUGGAGAGGCUGAAGUCAAUUAUUCACCUACAAUAUCCUCUACAUCCAUCUCAGGGGAGCCAGAUAUACACAGACUUCAAAGUUCAAAUCGCCAAGUGUCUGGAGCCCCUACUCUUUCCCCAGAGGAUGUCGUCUGUUUUGUCCUCUUCUGCUGCCGGACAGCUGUCUUUAUCAGCAGCAGCAACUUCAGCUCCACGACUAGAGAAAAACCUCUCUGUUCCACAAGCUAAACUGAGGUCAGGAAAUCUGUCGCAGAAUGAAAGACGACAAGUUGCUCUCAAUAAGCUAAAGCUUGCAGAAGGCAAAGGGGUGUUUGCUGAACACUGUCAGGAAUUUGAUUCCUCCCAUAAGAGUCUGUCCCAGAUGGUGGAACGCUUGAAGAGCCAUCUACAAGAGCUUCAAAGGGACCUAACUCUUCGUCGGUGUCUAACCAAACAGACCGUCAUGGAGGAGCUUCAGGGUAAAGUGGAACAAGUCGAGCAGGAACUGGAGAAUCACAAAACGAGGGUUGAGCAGAAACAACCUCUCCUGGAAAAGCACUGGGAGGAGUGUGUUCAGAGGAUAACCUGCGAACAGGAAGUGUAUCAAGCUCAACUACAGGAUGUGAUGAGAAUUCACCAAGAGACGAGUCACCUCCGGACUAUCCUUAAUCAGCUGUCCCGGUUUGUGACCUCCAUUACUGCCCUCACAGAAAGGCUUGCUCCAAAAUUGGCCACCUCGACUAAAGAGAGUAACCAUGACAAUCAGAUAGCUGCUAUCUUUGAACAAAUCAACACCAUGGAACCUGAUUCCCAGCACAGGGUUGAGGCUAUUCGUACUGCAGAGGAGGAGCGAGAAACACUUUCAGCCAAUCGUACAAACCCCAUGGACGAGGAGCUGAUUAAAACAAAGGGGCUCUUGAGAGCUCCAUCGGCACGACGAGAAGGGACACAGCGCAAACGGGAAACCAAGGAAGGCAACGGAGAAUCUAUUGAGAAGGAUUUGACUCCUUCUCCAAGCAAGGACUUAACUUUAAAUGCAUGUCAAGGAGAAAUGGAAACAGGUGCUAAAGUUUCCAUAGGAGAUGUGACAGGAGAGGAUGCAUCUACAAAAGAGGCUACUGAGUCUUCAUGUGAAGAUUGUGCAUCCACAAAAACUCAAGUUAGUUGUCAAAAAGAAGAUAGUAAUGAAGUAUCAACUAAACUGUUGUUAAAGAAAGACGAUAUUACUGAAGUAUCAACUAAACUGUUGUUAAAGAAAGACGAUAUUACCGAAGUAUCAACUAAACUGCCGUUAAAGAAUGAUUUAAAUAUGUCAAAAGUUUUGGAUAAAAUCACCCAUCAGGAAAAAUGCUCAGGGUCGAAUAUAAAGUCUAAAUUUGGCUCAGAGGAAACUAUUGGAUGUACGGAUUCUUCAGCAGAAGCGGUUCAAGCUUUAGAACCGGCAACAUUAGGAUCUGCUUCAGAGACCCGACAUAUAAAAUCAAAUCUUAAGGUGGACACAAUUUCACAGACACAAACUAGUAGCAAUAAAAUUAACACAGUGUCUGAUUGUGAACCUGCUGUGAAUAUUUCUACAGAUAAACUAUCUUCAAAAACUCUCCCACCUUCCAAAGCAAUACCCUGUGAUACCCUUCCCAUUUCCUGUCAGACAGGAAGCCAAUCUCCCGAAAGUCUAACUGUCACUUCACCAACCUUGUCUGAUUCUUCUAUGUGUGGGGCUGGAUCCCCGGGGUCAGAUACUCAGUCGUCCAAGACGUUAUCCCACGAGGACACUUCUGAGAUUGAAGGCCAAGACGACGAUAUGACUGGCGGAGAGACGCUCAGAGCUCGGAUUGAAAGGCUGAAAGUUUCUAUAGACAAUGGCACAACUGUACCUCAAAGGUCAAGGUCACCACAAGACAGUGCAUCACAAGGGUCAAGGUCACCCCAGGAUACUGUAGCGCAAGGGUCAAGGUCACCCAGAAUAAAAGGUUCAUUAUCAAAUGGCAUACCACCAAUGGUAGAUGGGGGUAAAGUUGUGUCACAAAAGCACAAUGAUUGUGUUGCAUCAUUUGUAGCAAAUGGGGAAGUGUCGGAUAAAGGGGAUAAUACUUCUAGGUCAGUUGAUGUUGCCAUGACGAUGGAGUCGCAUGAGCUAGAGAUUAAAUCGUCUACACAGAGCAGGGCUGGUAGUCAAGCUGGUGGCCGCCGUCGACGGAGGAUCAAAUCGGAGCAGAUUAAUAAUAAUCCUGUCCAAUCCGUAAGUGACAGUCUGGGGUCAGAUAUUAAUAAGGUCACGGAGUUGGUCUAUCACACUGAGUAAAAUGAUGCAAUAUCAAAUAUUGGGUUAAGGGGAUUGAGUUAUGCUGCUGAAUCAAAUUUUAUGUAGAGUAAUUAAGCUAAGGGCUUUUACAGUAAAACAUCUACCCCACCCCAGGACUCCAGGUUUGGUUUGGGGUACCACCUAUAGAAUUUAUUUAAUAAAUUACACAAAAGUAAUAGGAAGGUGAUCCAACCAUGGAUAGAAGUGAUUUAUUGUUGAGUCCUGGGGUCAGGUAGAUAUUUUAAUAGAAUAGCCCUAAUAGAAUUCUUAGCCCAGCAUGCAUGAUGUAAAAACACAUAUUUUUCAACUUGAUUGUAAAAUUUGCAAAGGUUCCGAUGUGACUUUCCUAAAGUGCUAAAACUUCAGAGAUGAGAUUUCUGUAUGGGUUGAUAUUUUCAUAACUCUUCAUGUUGUUCGAUACUGCAUGUUUAUAUAUUAAAGGUAAACUAAAGGUAUUGCAACAUAACAAUGGCACCUUAAAGGUUCGUCAAAAUUGAUUUGCAUACUGUACAGACAGAUACAAUUGUCCCUUCUUUGAAGCAAUAUCAGUGCUAUUUUUACUGAAAACAUUUCACAAAAGCUACAAUAAUUUCAUGCAUGAAGGAUUUACAAUGAAAAAAAAAUGUGGAGACUCUUUGAAUCUUUUUAGCGUGGUUUGGUUGAUAAAUAAGCUUUUUUUUGUGGUCGAUGCAUUUCUCCAAAAAAAAAAAAAAAAAAAUGUUAUUCUUUAACAAGUUCCUGCCAUACAGGAGAUCUGUUAUCCAUUGUAGGAAUGUAUCACCUAGCUAUUGAUAUACACAAGUUACUGAUUUCUCCAGUUUAGUCCGUACUUCCUGUCAUGUAUUAAUAAAUUAUGGCUACACAUAAAUCCUGUCACUGUAUUUUUAGUCCCCUACUAGUGAAACAGGGGGACUGUAGGUUUCCUCCCAUCCGUCUCUCUGUCUGUCAGUCUGUUAGUCCUUCCACUCAGUUUUCUGCAUUUUCUCAGCCAUGCUUCAAAGUAUUAUAAACAAACUUAAUUACAUCACUCAAAAUUUUGACAUUUUAUUACAUGAAUGCCUGCUAUCCUCACAGUUAGUACAAAUCAAUACACAGAGUCCCUCACAAUAAUCACAGUAAUAUAACGUAAAUACAAUACAUAAUUAACCACCUAAAUAAAAAACACAAACAGGAAGACGAUCGAGUGGAAACGAGGUUGACCUGUAAGGUCAACAGGUGACCUGUAAGGUCAACCAAUGAAAGUGCCAGGUACAAUUCACAACCGGUGUAUACAAAAUAAACUACCGGUAAAAAAGUACCAGGUACAAUACAUGUAUAUGAAAAUAAAGUAUGAUUUUGGUGAUUACAGUAUGAGUAGCUACAGAUCAAGUUCAAGUUUCAGGGAUUUUGGAUCAAGGUCACUGUUACUAUUUUUGGUGGGGGCUUGUAGGGGACAUGUUAAAGCAAUACUCAGCAUGCUUGUUAUUAUACUUAUUGGGUGAGUCGAGUGCUUAUUGGGUUAAUCAAGUACAAUCCAUAUUGAUAUGCUAACAGAUGUGUCCUGUAGAGCAAUUAUAGGAUUUGUGUUUACAUAUAAGUGUCUCGGCACAUUGGGGCCGCGGUGGCCGAGUGGUUAAGGUGUCCCGACACUUUAACACUAGUCCUCCACCUCUGGGUUGCGAGUUCGAAACCUGCGUGGGGCAGU
Molecule: messenger RNA, 4999 nt
Organism: Pecten maximus
Lineage: Eukaryota; Metazoa; Mollusca; Bivalvia; Pectinida; Pectinidae
Product: RING finger protein 207-like
Exons: 16
Coding region: 97-3315 (1072 amino acids)
Cellular component (GO): perinuclear region of cytoplasm
Molecular function (GO): transmembrane transporter binding; zinc ion binding; Hsp70 protein binding
Source: RefSeq, a predicted model, not a curated record